AUGGACUAUUCCUAUGAUGAGGACCUGGACGAGCUGUGUCCGGUCUGCGGGGACAAGGUCUCCGGGUACCACUACGGGCUGCUCACCUGCGAGAGCUGCAAGGGCUUCUUCAAGCGCACGGUGCAGAACAACAAGCACUACACCUGCACCGAGAGCCAGAGCUGCAAGAUCGACAAGACCCAGCGCAAGCGCUGCCCCUACUGCCGCUUCCAGAAGUGCCUCACCGUGGGGAUGCGUCUGGAAGCUGUCCGUGCAGACCGGAUGCGUGGAGGGAGGAACAAGUUUGGACCCAUGUACAAGCGGGACCGUGCCUUAAAGCAGCAGAAGAAAGCUCUGAUCCGAGCCAACGGCUUCAAGCUGGAGACCGUGCCUCAGAUCAUGUCUCCGGUGCAGAGCGACUACAGCUUGUCCUCCACCAUCCACAGCAUCCAUGCCAUGUCCAAGACCCUGCCGCCCAACCCGGCCGCCCUGACGCCUGUGGACUACGAGCGCAGCCCCUACGGGACGCCGUCCCUGGGCAUGGCCGUGCCCAGCCACGCGCCGCUGCCCAGCUACCACUACCCCUCCUUCCCCAACCGCACCAUCAAGUCCGAGUACCCCGACCACUACACAAACGCCCACGAGGCCGUGCCUGCCUACAUGUACCCAGAGACCUACCCCAGCAGCUCCCCUCCCGACAUCCCCGAGGUCAUCCUGAAGCUGCUGCAGCUGGAGCCCGACGAAGCCCAGGUGAAGGCACGGAUACUGUCCUGCCUGCAGCAGGAGCAGGGCAAAGGCCGGCACGAGAAGCUCAGCACCUUCGGCCUCAUGUGCAAGAUGGCCGACCAGACCCUCUUCUCCAUCGUGGAGUGGGCACGGAGCUGCAUCUUCUUCAAGGAGCUGGAGGUGGGUGACCAGAUGAAGCUGCUGCAGAACUGCUGGAGUGAGCUGCUGGUGUUUGAUCACAUCUACCGGCAGCUGCAGCACGGCAAGGAGCACAGUGUGCUGCUGGUCACUGGCCAGGAGGUGGACAUGUCGGCCAUCGCAGCCCAGGCCGGCUCCAUCCUGAACACGCUGGUGCUGCGGGCGCAGGAGCUCGUCCUGCACUUGCACUCGCUCCAGGUGGACCGGCACGAAUUCGUCUGCCUCAAGUUCCUCAUCCUCUUCAGCCUCGACGUGAAGUACCUGGAGAACCACUCGCUGGCCAAGGACGCUCAGGAGAAGGCCAACGCGGCGCUGCUGGAGUACACGGUGUGCCACUACCCCCACUCCACGGACAAGUUCCGCCAGCUGCUGCUCUGGCUGGCCGAGGUGCGGGCGCUGAGCCUGCAGGCCGAGGAGUACCUGUACCACAAGCACCUCAGCGGGGAGGUGCCCUGCAACAACCUCCUCAUCGAGAUGCUGCACGCCAAGCGGACUUGA
Serinus canaria (Common canary) is the source of this 1401-nucleotide messenger RNA. It is a transcript of the gene NR5A1, whose product is annotated as nuclear receptor subfamily 5 group A member 1. Gene Ontology annotation, cellular component: RNA polymerase II transcription regulator complex. Gene Ontology annotation, molecular function: zinc ion binding; RNA polymerase II cis-regulatory region sequence-specific DNA binding; nuclear receptor activity. The transcript is spliced from 6 exons. Gene Ontology annotation, biological process: hormone-mediated signaling pathway; regulation of transcription by RNA polymerase II; tissue development. Bases 1 to 1401 code for a protein of 466 amino acids. NCBI's taxonomy places the organism in Eukaryota, Metazoa, Chordata, Aves, Passeriformes, Fringillidae. The record is from RefSeq and is a predicted model, not a curated record.